GCGUCGGUGAGAAAGAAUGGUGGAUAUUUUCAGUGGGCAUUUCCUGGUGAACCGGGACGGCCAAGUCGUGGAUCCCGAGCAAGCGCUGCAGAACAAGAUCGUGGGCUUGUAUUUCUCGGCCGCCUGGUGCUCCCUGUGCCGGGAUUUCACGCCGAUCCUGUGCGACUUCUACAGCGAGUUGGUGGAGGACGCGCCCUCGCCGGCUCCCUUCGAGAUCGUGUUCGUCUCGUCGGACCGCAGCCGCGAAGAGAUGGUGGAUUACAUGCAGAACAUGCACGGGGACUGGCUGGCGGUGCCUUUCCACGACACCUUUAAGCAUGAGCUGAAGAAGAGAUACAACAUCACAGCCAUUCCUAAACUUGUGAUUGUUAAACAAACUGGAGAAGUCAUCACUGAUAAAGGAAGGAAACAGAUAAGGGAACGGGGACUGAACUGCUUCCGAAACUGGCUGGAAGGGGCGGACAUCUUUCAGAAUUUCUGCAGCUGAAU
This is a messenger RNA of Lacerta agilis (Sand lizard), 489 nucleotides long. It is a transcript of the gene NXNL2, whose product is annotated as nucleoredoxin like 2. Gene Ontology annotation, biological process: sensory perception; photoreceptor cell maintenance. The coding region runs from base 17 to 487 and encodes 156 amino acids. The transcript is spliced from 2 exons. The record is from RefSeq and is a predicted model, not a curated record. Lineage: Eukaryota; Metazoa; Chordata; Lepidosauria; Squamata; Lacertidae.